This is a messenger RNA of Polyodon spathula (Mississippi paddlefish), 3693 nucleotides long. RefSeq names its product tyrosine-protein phosphatase non-receptor type 9-like. Gene Ontology annotation, molecular function: protein tyrosine phosphatase activity. NCBI's taxonomy places the organism in Eukaryota, Metazoa, Chordata, Actinopteri, Acipenseriformes, Polyodontidae. The record is from RefSeq and is a predicted model, not a curated record. The transcript is spliced from 14 exons. The coding region runs from base 258 to 1982 and encodes 574 amino acids. Gene Ontology annotation, biological process: protein dephosphorylation.
AUUCGUGUCAUAAGACGCUCACCGUUCAAAAACCUGUUGUUUUUAAUUUCAGCCAACAGGGGGAGGAUUUCGGAGAUGCUGCUUUCUGAGUGGGUUUGUUGCUUUUGAAGAAAUUGGCGACACAGAAGCAUUAAAGAUUGCAAUACAUCGACAGAGGAAUGCUUCAAAAUCAUCACCGUCUGUAAGAGAAUAAAAUGACUGCAUUUUGCUUCAAGAAAAAGGAAGACUUUGGAUAGUUCCAUUACCAAGCCUAAAGAAUGACAGCGCGCUUAACGGCAGAAGAAGAACAGGCUACGAAGCAGUUCCUAGAGGAGAUCAGCAAGUGGACAACGCAGCACAGGGUCUCGCCACUGUCAUGGAAUGUGGCCGUCAAGUUCCUCAUGGCCCGAAAGUUUGACGUCCUGAGAGCCAUAGAACUGUUUCACUGCUACAGGGAGACUCGUCUGAAGGAGGGAAUCGUGAAGCUCAAACCACAGGAGGAGCCGCUGCGCUCGGAGCUGCUGAGCGGCAAGUUCACAGUACUGAGUGUUCGAGAUCCAUCUGGUGCCUCCAUCGCCCUAUUCACAGCCAAGCUGCACCACCCCCACAAGACCGGGCAUAAUGUGGUACUGCAGGCCUUGUUCUACCUGUUGGACCGAGCUGUGGAGAGCUUUGAAACCCAGAGGAAUGGCCUGGUGUUUAUAUAUGACAUGUCUGGCUCCAAUUACACUCACUUCGAACUGGAUCUCAGUAAAAAGAUCUUGAGCUUGUUGAAGGGUGCCUUCCCGGCCCGGCUGAAGAAGGUAUUUAUUGUGGGGGCGCCUGUCUGGUUCAGAGUGCCCUACAACCUGCUGAGUCUGCUACUCAAGGAGAAGCUGCGCGAGAGGGUUCAGAUGGUGAAGAUGGCAGACCUGCGGCAGCACAUGCCCCGUGAAUGCCUUCCCGAGCACCUGGGUGGGGUGCUGGCUCUGGACCCCCUGGGCUGGAACCGGCAGCUGCUGGCUGGGCAGAACGGCCAUGCAGACCCCCUGGAUGAGCUGGUGGCGGUGUCCACAGGGCCGAGCCGCGAGGAGCCAUCCAUCCACACCCCCGGCCUGGAGUCCAUGACCCUGCAGGAGCUGGUGGAGCAUCUGAGGCUGGUGCAGCGCACUGGGAUCCACGAGGAGUACGAUGAGAUCCGCCGUGAAACCCCUCCUGGCACCUUCAACUGUGCCCUAGCUGCUUGUAACCAGGACAAGAAUCGCUACGGGGAUGUUCUCUGUCUGGACCAGACAAGGGUUCGACUGAAGACUGGAAAAAAUGAGAAGUCUGACUAUAUAAAUGCCAGCUUCAUGGACGGUUACAAGCAGAAAAAUGCCUACAUCGGUACUCAAGGACCCCUGGAAAACACUUAUGCCGAUUUCUGGAGGUCAAUUUGGGAGCAGAACGUGUUAGUCAUCGUCAUGACCACCAGGACAGAUGAAGGAGGGCGGAAGAAGUGCGGUCAGUACUGGCCCCUGGAGAUGAACGGACAAGAGGUGUACGGCCAUAUUGCAGUGGUAAACCAGAGAGUGGACAACCACAGCCACUAUAACCUGACCACUCUGGAGCUGCACAACACAGAAACCUGUGAGCAGCGACAGGUGACCCACUGCCAGUACCUGAGCUGGCCAGAUUACGGGGUACCGAGCUCAGCUGGAACACUCCUAGACUUCUUGGCAGUCGUGAAGUGGCAACAGAAGCAGGCGGUCAAGGCCCUGGGCCCUCGAUGGAAGGGCCAUCCAGCCGGACCACCUAUAGUCGUCCACUGCAGUGCUGGAAUCGGCAGAACAGGUACUCUGUGUGCUCUGGAUAUCUGCCUAUCCCAGCUGCAGGACGUGGGAACCCUCAACAUUUACCAGACAGUACGGAGAAUGAGGACUCAGCGUGCCUUUAGCAUCCAGACCAGCGACCAGUACUACUUCUGCUACACCUCCAUCCUGGAGCACGCCCAACGACAGGGGGCCCUCACAGCCAAUCAGUAAGGAUUCCUACCACCCCACACCCCCAAGCGCUGGACCAAUCACAGGCAACAGAGACUGACCAAAUCACUCCCUCUCUGGCAGAGCCACCACCAAUGGGCAGUCAAUCUCAACUGUAGACCAGUCAUGUUUCAGACUGAGCAAAAUGCGCGAGUCCCCUAACCAAAAAGCAAACAAGCACCAUCAGCUAAUUGUAACCGCAGGAGCAACUCAUUUAUGGAACGCCUUUGAUUGGAUAGAAAAGUAAACCAGUCUUGCCUUUUGAAACAAGACUCUGACAUGCAGCACAGCAAACUGUCCCGGCUGUUGUGCAUUGAUACAGAAUGUUGAGGAGAUUAUUGUUCACUUUUGUUGUUAUUGUUGAAAUGUUCAUUUUUGUGACUAACAGGCUCACUCCAUACUAUGACAGCCCAGACCAGAAUCAGCCCAGAACAUCCCUAGAACCAGAAUACUAAAACAAUAAGAAACCUGGCUAUAUACGGUAUGGUAUAAUUAAGGUUUCUAAACCAGCAGGAACAGUUAACUACUACAGUAAAAGAGGUUGCAAAAUAGCAGCCAUUGACAUGUAAUGUAUGAAAUAACCACACAAAACUAUUUUUGUUGGGUGGCUUUAAUUUCUAACAGUCAGAAGCCACUAUUACAUGUUAUUAGAUGUCAAUUUUUGGGUUAUUAUCUUUCAUCAGAUUGCUUUAGAAAAUCUCAUACAUCUGCACUAAACUUGUUACUUUUUUGUUGUUUGACUCAAUGUGCUGUGAAUGACACUAGAGAAAGAAUUGAAAUGAGGAUCGUACCCAUUGCAUUGCAAUUGAAUUCAAUCUUAAUUACUACUUUCAAUUGUAUUGGAUAAAUCUGUGGCAUUUUUACAGAAAAUAUUUGAAGAGUUACAGAACAUCCAGCAAAGGGAAUGUGUUUCUUGUAAACUGCAGGGAGUUCUGUAACACUCUAAAUGGAGGCUGUGAAAUGGGACUCUUAUUUCCAAACCUGCUAUAGUCAUUUGCUGCUGUUGUAAACAGACGAUUCUGCGAGAAUGGUUUGGUUUGUUUAAGAGUCACAAGUCGUUACUACAGGUGGAAAUGAACCUUUUUAACUGUGGUCUCAAUGAGCAAUGGAAACAUAGCUUUACAGUUUCUAUCCCCCCCAGAUCCCUCCCAGACUCUCCUCUUGUGUUUCAUCCCCCUGUUUUGUAUCCCUCCCAGCCCCCAGACCCUCCUCUUGUGUUUCAUCCUCAGCCACACUCAAGAAGUGGUGCCUCCACGCCAAUGCCAGUCUUGCCUGUAGAAACUAAGUAAUUAAUUUGUUUUUAUGAAGGACUGAGGGGCUGUUGAAAAUGCAGUUUUUAUCCCAUGUCUGCAUUUAUAGGAUUGCUCAUGUUCAAAAGGGGUGGAACUGAAGCAAGUUCAGGCUCCCACAGUGACACUGGGUCAGAGGUGUGAAUUUCAGAUAAGCCUGGUCUUGCUGUUAAAGGCUUUGUUAGACCACCAUCAGUGAAUAUUUUCAAAAGCCUUGCUAUUAGCCUGAAUUAUGUAUACAGUCUGCAAAAGUGUUUUAAUGCAAACAUUUACUUUUACAAUGUAACAUUAGUGUGAGUAAUUGUAAUUAUGUAUGAACUUGCACAUGGUUUCUUAGUGAAUUCAUAUUGAAUUCAUAUCAAGUACAUUUUUCUUCAUGACCCAUUCCAUACUCAACCAUAAAAUAAUUUUAUUGUGAAAAGAAA